Molecule: messenger RNA, 1657 nt
Organism: Seriola aureovittata
Lineage: Eukaryota; Metazoa; Chordata; Actinopteri; Carangiformes; Carangidae
Gene: timm10b
Product: translocase of inner mitochondrial membrane 10 homolog B (yeast)
Exons: 3
Coding region: 245-1024 (259 amino acids)
Cellular component (GO): mitochondrial intermembrane space chaperone complex
Source: RefSeq, a predicted model, not a curated record
ACGAAUCGGAAGCUGACUUCAUCGGUGUCAGGGAACAUGUGAAUGUCAUGCCAGCUUAAUCCACUACCUGAAUCAGUUCAUGCCUGGUUGCUUGUAGUUAUAGGUGAAAGUUGGCAUGUAAAUUACAUCUUGCAGGACUGUGCCUUCGUUCACCUCAGACAGCUCAGAAUCGGGAAGAAUCUGACUUAGCUGAUUCAUUAACUAGCCUGCUAAUGUUAGCAUUUUAGCUUCAGACGGAAUCGCGAUGGAUCCUGACCAACAACUGAGAAAUCUGCGGGAUUUUCUUCUGGUUUACAACCGCAUGACUGAAAUCUGCUUCCAGCGAUGCACCAGCAACUUCAACUACAGAAACCUCACCAUGGACGAGGAGCGCUGUGUGGACAGCUGUGCGGGGAAACUGAUUCGGUCUAACCACCGCCUGAUGGGCACCUAUGUGCAGCUGAUGCCUCGGAUGGUGCAGCGCCGGAUGGAAGAGAUGGAGAGCAAGGCUGCAGAGAAUGCCAAGGCAGCAGAGGCAGCGACUUCUGCAUCUAUAGGGCCUCCUGCCACAGAGGCCCUACCUGCGUCUCCAAGCCCCUUCACCUCGUCUCCAUCCCCACAAAUACCUGCACUGUUGACCCCUAUAGCGACUGAUGUCGGACCAGAGGCCCAUGGCUCAGUCUUAAAGCCAGCAGGAUUAGAUAUUCCAGUAGAGCUGGAGGCUGCUGUGUCCAAAUCCACAACAGCCACUGCGGCCAAAUUAUCUGCCGCCGCACCACUAACACCUGCAACUGAAACAAUAAAUACUUCAGUACUUAAUAAAGCUGACAAUGGACCAUCUUAUACUGCAGGCUUUCCUCAGCCGCCCAUAGCUGGCUCCCAAACUGAGUCUGUAAGCUCAGUGCCUGUGUUUAUGCCAUCUAAAUCAACCUUAUCAGAAAAUGCUCUUGUGUCAACAGUCGCUGCACCUACAGUCGCAAAAUCGACAGAGAGCCUGUCGGGCCAAGAGAGAGCCCCAGAGGUUCCCCCUCCGUCAGGCCAGUAAUGAUGCCCAGUCCGGGUCAGUCUCAGCUUGUCAAACUCCCACCACAACCAACACAAAUCUGAUGAGUAGCUCAUUAAUGGCAAUCCCAAACAAUGAUGUUAUUCUCUGUAUUGCUGAAAAGAAUAGUUGAUUAAUGGAUUGACGUAAAUUAUAAAAUAACUUAACCGUUAUAUAUGAUAUCAUCAUGACAUGUCAUAUAUAACUAACGUUUUCAUAGUGUAAUUUAAAAAGUCUUUGAGGUUUUGUUUUUCAUUAUGUGAUUGACAAAGUUAGCAACAUGAAGACCUCAUUUUACACUCUGCUAACUUGUGACUGGCAAAAUCCAGGUGUUAAACUCUCUGUUGUUUUGUCAUGAAAGGCAGUAACAAGAAUUAAUUUUUAAUAUGUGUAUAUAAGCGUGUCUGUGCAGUGGUGAGAAUAUUGCCAGUCAGAUCUCCACAGUGAUCAGUCUUCAGUCUGCAGACCUGGAUUGUGGAAGCUUGAUCACAUUUGGACUUAAGUCUGGACUUUCAAAAGCCUGGACGGCUCAGUCUGAUUAUUCCCCAAACACACUCAGUCCUGUUAAUUGUUUUGUAGGUUGACACAGCAACAGCAAAAAUGGUAAUUAUCAGCAAUAAACGAGAGUAUUCGAUA